GAUUAGAUGCAUAAAAGUCAUGCGUGUGGCAUAACCUUUGUUUAGCAUAGUACUCUCCGUGUACAUAAUAGAGCAAGUAUAUACUAUUGCUAUAUUAAUGAUCUAUGGUUAAUGUCAUUGAAGUGAAUCUACAGAAAACAAUUUCUAUUAUAAAUAUUGGAGUCAAAUUUACUAAAUAGUGAUGUAUAAAUCAUUAAACACACUUGGAAGAAACUACAGAGCAGCUUUAAAAUUACAACGCCCUAUAAUCUAUCGAAUGGUAUCAGUAAGAUGUCAAUCAACUCAAGAAAAAGGAGGUAGUCUUACUACAUCAUCUUCAAAGGCAGAACUAGAUACAAAUGUAAAACCCUUAGGAGAAAAAGUGAAAGAAACUACGAAGACUGUAUCUUAUUUAGGAGUUAUUGCUUUUGGAUUAGUAGUAACAGGAAGUUUAUUUUAUGCAGUAUUCAAUGAAUUGUUUUCAAGCAAAAGUCCGAAUAAUAUUUAUUCAAAAGCUGUUAAAAAGUGUUUAGCUGAUACUAGAGUAGAAGAUAAGUUAGGUAAACCAAUUACUGCUUAUGGAGAACAAACCAGAAGGGGUAGGAGACAGCACGUUUCCCAUGUUAUUUAUACAGGAAAAGAUGGUAGACCACAUUUAAGGAUGAAAUUUCAUUUAAAAGGCUCGUUUCACUCAGGGACAGUUAAUUUGGAUAUGGUCGAGAAUGAUGCCGGUGAUUAUGAAUACAGAUAUAUGUAUUUGCAAGUCGAUGACAUGCUUAAAAAUGUAAUUGUUUUAGAAGACAAUAGACACAAUUCAAGUCCUACGGAAACUGUAACUUCGUUUGAAGAAAUUACUUAUUAAUUUCAAAAAGUCUCAUUUUAAUUUGUUUUGUUGAAUUUGUAAUGAGUUUAUUGUUAAAACUGGAGUGACUGCAAUAUAAUCUUCUAUAUUAA
Molecule: messenger RNA, 933 nt
Organism: Diorhabda carinulata
Lineage: Eukaryota; Metazoa; Arthropoda; Insecta; Coleoptera; Chrysomelidae
Product: mitochondrial import inner membrane translocase subunit Tim21
Exons: 4
Coding region: 182-841 (219 amino acids)
Biological process (GO): protein import into mitochondrial matrix
Cellular component (GO): TIM23 mitochondrial import inner membrane translocase complex
Source: RefSeq, a predicted model, not a curated record